AUGAGUUCAAAAAUACUUUUGCCGGUUAUUAAUGAUAGGGUAUUAAUAUUUGAUAUAGAAGAUAUUAAAAAGCUAAGAAAUUUAGGAAUACUUGGAAUACUUAGUGGAACAUUGCCUAAAGCUCCUCAACAGAAUAUUUUUCUUGGUAUUCCUUUACAAUUAAGUGUUAAUGAAGCUUUAUGGUUAAUUGAACGUGAAUAUGGAGUUCUAGUGGAUAGUAAGGAAUUACAUAAGAAGAAGAACGAAUCAUCUAAAGAGGGUAUAGAGGAAAACGCAAAUAAUGAGUUUAUAAGAAUUCCAAAUACCUUUAAACCUAGUGAAGAAUUAUCACCAAUGGAUUUAAAAGAUUUUAUCUCAUUGCAAUAUUCCACGCAAGACGAGUUAGAGAGCUUAAUACGAGAUUAUCAUACUUUUAAAACAGUUAGGGAUAAGGGAUUUUUUAUUUUGCCUGGCCUUAGGUUUGGAGGAGAAUUAAUCGCCUACCCUGGUGAUCCAUUGAGAUAUCAUUCUCAUCUUAUAAUAAAUACUGCUUAUAAAAGUAUAAAUUUACUUGAUGUGAUUACAGGAGGUAGACUUGCGACUGGUGUGAAAAAGGUCUGGCUUAUAGUAGGUGAUGAUGAGGAGCAAUCUAACAUAACUAAUGACUUAGUAGGAGAGUUUACGAAGGAUGCAGAACCUAUGAGUUUUUCUAUCGAAUGGGCGGGAUUCGGUUAG
Debaryomyces hansenii CBS767 is the source of this 714-nucleotide messenger RNA. RefSeq names its product tRNA splicing endonuclease subunit. The record is from RefSeq and is a predicted model, not a curated record. Gene Ontology annotation, biological process: tRNA-type intron splice site recognition and cleavage; tRNA splicing, via endonucleolytic cleavage and ligation. Gene Ontology annotation, cellular component: tRNA-intron endonuclease complex. NCBI's taxonomy places the organism in Eukaryota, Fungi, Ascomycota, Pichiomycetes, Serinales, Debaryomycetaceae. Bases 1 to 714 code for a protein of 237 amino acids. The transcript has a single exon. Gene Ontology annotation, molecular function: tRNA-intron lyase activity; nucleic acid binding.